Messenger RNA from Cloeon dipterum, 1254 nucleotides. RefSeq names its product cardiolipin synthase (gene CLS). The coding region runs from base 97 to 1131 and encodes 344 amino acids. Lineage: Eukaryota; Metazoa; Arthropoda; Insecta; Ephemeroptera; Baetidae. The record is from RefSeq and is a predicted model, not a curated record. Gene Ontology annotation, biological process: cardiolipin biosynthetic process. Gene Ontology annotation, cellular component: membrane; mitochondrion. Gene Ontology annotation, molecular function: cardiolipin synthase (CMP-forming) activity. The transcript is spliced from 6 exons.
UCCAUUUUUGUCCGGUGCUCUUGCUCGUGUUGUUGUGCUUUUUAGCACCACAUACGAGAAGUUCGUACGUGCGAUGUGACAGGAGGUGAGCAGAGCAUGGCCUGCUACGCACCCAUGUCCAGAUCCGUUCUGCGGCUGGACAAGUUUCUCAACAAGAAAUUCGUAGAGCGGCUUCUGGUCGGGCCCAGGUUGUGCGCCAGCCGACAUGCCUUCCUCUGGUGCGACCGGCUGCACACGGUACGGCUGCUGGCCAGCAGAAACCAGCAGUUGUUUGAGCGGAGGUCCCUCUUUUACCCUGAAACUCUAACGGAAGCAUGGCCGGGUCAGCGGCGCCUGUACUCGAGUCAGGAGGCGGACAAGAAGGGUCUGCACAUGGGGAGGACGACCAAGGACAACCUGAUCAAGGACGUCAUUCAAAUGAAGAAGGACCAGUUCUUGGAGAGGGAAAAAAGGCUAAGGGCGACAGGGCAGAACAUCCUGAAUGACAUCAGGGAGACAAAGGACAAGAUGAAGGAGAGGAUGGGUGUCAUCGAAAGGGAAAACAUCUGGACAAUCCCGAACAUUCUUUGUAUUUCUCGGAUUGUGGCAUCUCCAUAUCUUGGCUACCUCAUCGUUCAGGGAGACUUUCCUAUGGCCCUUGGAGUUUUCACAAUCGCUGGAAUCACAGAUUUGCUUGAUGGAUGGAUAGCCAGGAAUUUUGACCAAGCAUCUAAGCUCGGGAGCUUCCUUGAUCCACUGGCAGACAAAAUUUUAAUCAGUGUGUUGUUUGCUACGCUCACAGUCGCUGGACAUAUUCCCAUUGCCCUGACUGGCCUAAUAAUCGGUCGCGAUGUUCUUUUGGUCUUGGCUGGUUUUGUAAUCAGAUACAAAUCUCUGCCACCACCUAGGACACUGAAGAGGUAUUUUGACGCCACUCUUGUCACCGCACAAUUGCAGCCAACUCUAAUCAGCAAGGUCAACACUGUUGUCCAACUGUUAUUUGUGGCGUCCGUAUUGGUGGCUCCAGUCAUUUCAUACCCGUCCCAAGAUGCACUGACCACGUUUGGGUAUGUCACAGCAGCAACAACUAUAGCUUCUGCGCUUAGCUACAUCAUCGAGAGGAAUACUUUUAAAAUAAUUAGCAAGCGCUAGACUCGAAAAGUGAUAAAAUUCCUAAUUGGCAUGAGAUGCCAGCCAUUUGUUCUGCGCCAGCAUUAGAAAGGUGGUUUGUAAAUUACAAAUUUUAUAUUCAUAAACAGGAGCUUCAAAUUGAAA